Brassica rapa (field mustard) is the source of this 555-nucleotide messenger RNA. RefSeq names its product branched-chain-amino-acid aminotransferase-like protein 2. Gene Ontology annotation, molecular function: catalytic activity. Gene Ontology annotation, biological process: carboxylic acid metabolic process. The record is from RefSeq and is a predicted model, not a curated record. NCBI's taxonomy places the organism in Eukaryota, Viridiplantae, Streptophyta, Magnoliopsida, Brassicales, Brassicaceae.
AUGCAAGAUAUCAAUUGUUUACCACUAUACAACACUCUCAGGCGUCACGUGAAGGGCAAGUCAUCUCUCUUGGCCAGCCCGUUAGCUCCUCCCAGUCUUCCAGUUCCUGAAAAUGCUAAACUUUUUGCUUGGGUUGGUGAUGAGAUUUUGCCACGUGAGAUGGCCAAGGUUUCCGUUUUUGACUCCGUGGUGCAAGGCGGUGACUCUGUAUGGGAAGGUCUUAGAAUCUACAAAGGCAAAGUAUUCAAGCUUGAAGAACAUCUAGAUCGGUUGUUUGAUUCAGCAAAGGCUCUAGCUUUCAAUAAUGUCCCAACCCGCGAGGAGGUAAAAGCAGCCAUCUUCAAAACUCUCAUAACCAAUGGGAUGUUUGACAAUACACAUAUAAGACUGUCUCUAACCCGAGGCAAAAAGGUCACUUCUGGAAUGAGCCCUGCGUUUAACCGUUAUGGAUGCACAUUGAUCGUCCUUGCUGAAUGGAAGCCUCCAGUAUAUGACAACGAUAAUGGAAUUGUGCUGGUGACUGCAACUACACGUCGCAACUCUCCCACCGUAUAG